CUCUGCGGCUCGGCCUUUCUUUAUGUACCUGGAAAUGCCACCACCACCAACGAGGAAGAGGGAUUUAGUUGAGCUUUUAUGCUAUCAAAGAGCUUAGCUCCGCACAAUCGCCGAUUGAUUGAACGUCAUCAUUGUCACCUAAUGGUCGACAAUGAAAAGCAACAAGCUCCCAGCUACUCCUCCUAACCUUAUCGCCGUGGUGUUACCGCUGUGCCUGCCCACCCUCCCCCCAUCUCUUACUACCUUUUAUUUCUACCUGGAUGGACACGGACAAUAAGGAUGUUGUACACAAGGCCCCCGGGUACGCGGACACAUCAACAUCGAUUUCACGCGAGCAAUGAAUGGAAAAAAUAAACUUUAUGGGGGCGCCACCGAAGGAAUAAAAGGAGAGAAGAAGAAAAAAAAAACCACUACUCGGUCAGUCGUGACGUCCCGCAAAGUUAAUUUCCCUUCUGGAAAGAAGAAGAAGACGGCGAUGAAAAUGGUUCCUCCUCCUUUUUCUGCUUCUUCUUCUUCUUCUUCCCAUCAGCCAGAAGAAAUAAAUUGAAGUGGUUCUCCUCCUUUUCCUAUUGAGCUUCUUGUGGUGGAACUUCUUCUUCUUUUUGUGCGUGUGGCGUUUUCCACCAGUUCUCAUUUUCAUGGAAGAGAAGCUUAGAAGAGGUAGAGAGAACUGGACCAGCGGGCCAACACAAAAUAAAGAGCGAAAUCCCCCCACCAACUGAAAUUUAUUUUCCGUCUGGCCUACAGUGGUCAUCCCAAAAACUGGAGGGGGGGUUCGAUGACAAAACUUUGACAGGCUUCCUUUUCUCUCUAGACGACCUUUUUUAUUUGACCCCAUAAGGAAUCAUUUUCCAGACGUUUUAUAGAGGCCCGCACUGCUUCUUUUGAUUGGGAACUCUGGUCGUUGCCCUUCUACUUUUUUUUAAUUUGGCUCCUGCUCCUGCUGCUGCUGAGCUGACGAAUGAUGAUGAUGCCGAACCAAUUAGCAAGUGGAAUUGUUUUGGUCAACGUCAACAACAUGGCUGGAUUAAUCGCCUCGUUAUGGCUCUUGGCCUCUAUCGUGACUCCAGGAUUGGGAAUGUGUUUCUUUCCGACCGAAUUCCAAGGCGAAUACAUGACGCAAUCGUCUUCGCGGGGAGGCGUCAACCUCCAGUACGCACCCAUCAGCAUCCUUCCGGAAUCCAUUCCAGUCUGGGGUGUGUGUCACCGACGGUUUGGCAAUCGCGUCAUUCUCAUGGACAGGACUGGCGGUACUAAUUGCAUCCGCUGCUUCGAACUGACUUUACGCUCGCUCAACGUCGUCCAGAUCCACACGGAAGGACUCGAUAAGUGCUACACCACCGAGGAGGCGGCCAUGGCCACCUGCCCGACGGACGAGAGCAUCGCCACGGGCAAAUCGCGAGAAAUCAUGCUCUACAAGACCAAAGAAUUGACCGGAGAUCCAGUCGUCGCCCAGGAAUAUUGCCCAGUUAAUGGUCGAUUCGUUUUUACUUAUUCCGUCAAUGACGGACUGGCCGAUGACCACGUCAACGUGGCCGAAAACGUCAACGAAUGUCACGAGCCCGUCUCGGAACUGUCAAACUGCCCGUACGGAUUCGGACUGGGACUCCGUUUCAAGCGAUGCUCAUUCGGCGAACUCGAAAUUAACUUUCAGUGCCUGGGCGAUUGGAUUGGCCACAACGGCGAGCGCUACAUGGCCCUGCUGGACGUCCAGGACACUCAGUCGACAACGGCGGUGACGACGGCCGGCGGCGUCGGUAUUAUUAACGGCGCCGAGCGCCGACCCCGUUAUCGUUGUGCGCUGUACAAGGAGGAUCCGGAAACGGGCAAAAUGUAUGUGGCCCUAUCCAGCGACUCGACGUGCACCAACGACCUCAAGAGCCCAAAAGAGGGUUAUGAGACCCUGGUACUGACCAGCAUACCUCAGCCGCCAUUACCAUUCGAGGUGAGUACCAGCUCUUGUCGCUUCCCGUCAUGGGCUCAUGGCCAGUGGCAGGAUGCCUAUGUCGAGGAUGACACGCUCAUCUACAAGGACCUCCGCAAUUUCAAAACUUACACCCUCAAGUGUAUGGUGGACGAUAAAACAUUGCCGGACGAUCAGGGCAAAUUCGUCGUCUACGCCCGCACCCAAUGUGGCGACGAUUUCUACACUUGUCUGACGGUGGAGAAACGCGGAGUCAACGUCAUGGAGUUCCAGCUGGGAGCCGAGACGUCAGCCUCGUACAAUCAGAGUCUGUGUCAGAACGAGAAAUUCCCGCAGGAAACGUGGGUCACCCAGGGAAGGAUCACCGUCUUCUCGGAGGAAGCCUGUCCCAUUUCGGGCGAGUACACGGGCGUCAUUCCGGACGCCGUCGGACUCUGCGCCAAACUCUACUCGGAUUGCCGCAACCCGCAGCGCAUGUUCUACAGCGUCUCCAACUGUCACAAUCUCAGCGAAGUCUACGAAGAACGAGAGUACCGCUGCCUGGGCAAAUUCGCCGAUCGGGGCUUGACCUACACCUACACUGAGCGUCGCGACGUCUUGGGCUACGAGUGUUUUGUCGGCGUCAUCAUCAACGAUGGCGAGCUCUUCAUCAAAGAGGCUGGCGAGCAUUGCCAACGUGACGUGGAGCCACUCCGGAUGGGCAUGAAAGUCACCCGCCAGGCGACUUGCUACGCGCCCAGGCCGUCGGCCAAACCCAACGCCAUCGCCACGGCCGCCACGUCGGCCACCAGUUUCAAUCCCAACACCAACGCCAUGCAUCCGUCUGUCGUCGACUCGAACGGCGUCCACCGUCCGGCUUCGUCCCUGCCGCCUCACAACGGCAACAAUCAGCCGACAACAAUCAGAACGUGGAAACCCGCCACAGAUUCACCGAUGGGAUCUUCUGGGUAUCGGAGCGUCUUUUCCUCUUGGUUGCUGCUGGCCGCUUUCAUGGCCGUUCAACUGCAUCGGAUAACGGGCUUGCAGGUCUGUUGAUCCGGCUCGUUGUAGUGUAUGUGUGGGAACGCCUCCGCAGUCGUGUAAAUGUGCUGUACAUAACGAAUUCUAAGAGAAAAUGAGGGGGCCAUCACUUCACCCCCCCCCCCCUAACCGAGUCUUGUAACGGGAUUGUAUAAAUAAUAAAUAAUUAUGAAUUUCUCUCCAUAUUAAAAAGAAAAACUGAUUAACGGGUUCCGUUGAUUGGGGGUUGAAGGAAAAGAUGAGUAAAAAUAACAAGCACCGCAAGUGUCGUUUAUUGAAAUUGUAUACCGUUGAAUGAAGUGGACUGUUUACUUUUUUUUUGUGAUGAUCAAAUAAAUGCAAGGAUUAUUUCGAUCAA
Molecule: messenger RNA, 3302 nt
Organism: Daphnia pulicaria
Lineage: Eukaryota; Metazoa; Arthropoda; Branchiopoda; Diplostraca; Daphniidae
Exons: 14
Coding region: 962-2959 (665 amino acids)
Source: RefSeq, a predicted model, not a curated record